GGCUGGUUUGAAUGUACCUCAGGAGCUGGCAGCGCAACGACAUGGCACAAAAUAGAAUGUAUUUUUAUUGUAUUUAUUGCUGAUAAUUGUAAUGUAAAUAGACCAACACGCGAAACGAAUCAGGGUGAUUCGAGGGUUUAUGUGUGAGGAGAGGAUGCUUUCCCUCUGCUAGUUAAAUAGGCUUCCGGAUCUAUUAGCCUAGCUAGCUAGCUCUGCUUUGCGGUGAUAAUAACACCCCAGUCAUGGUUUUAAUGAUGGAAUCGCAGUGCGAGUAUUUUAUGUAUUUCCCCGCCGUGCCCAUUUCUGACCUGUCAGACCCGGCCCGGUACCGCACCCUCCCGCGCCGCAGCCAUCUGUACCUGGGCGAGACGGUUCGCUUCCUGCUGGUGCUGCGCGCGCAGAGCGGCUCGGGCUCCGGGUGCAGUGAGGAGCGCACGGGCCGCGGCUGGCGGGAACUGGCCGCGUCUCUGCGCGCGCUCGCCAGCGUAUGUCCGGGUGAAAGCAGGGCGCGGGGGAUUGAUCGUUCCGGGGAAGAUGGAGCCGAGGAGGAGAGUGAUGAAGAUGAUGGAGCGACGAGCUGCUCAGGCAGAGGAGCCACGACAUACCGGGGAUUCAGGGAGUGUAAGCCGCUUCUCAUUCACAACAACCCCGGUAACGGCGCAAGAGAAUUCCGCAGAGCUCCUGUGCAGUCACCUGUGGAUGAGCCAGUGGUUCUGAAUGAUGAAGUCAUCUUUCCCCUGACUGUGUCCUUGGAUAAACUCCCUGUCAACACACUCAAAGUGAAGAUCAUAGUGACUGUAUGGAAGCAGGAGGAGGAGAAGGCUGAGAUCCAGGAACAUGGCUACCUCAGCAUUCUUCAGCAGAAGAGCCCUUGCCAAACUUUCCGCCAGGACCUUAACACUUUUAAAGCCCAAGUCAGCACCACUCUUAACGUCCUUCCUCCACCCACAGUGAAGUGUCAGCAGAUGACUGUGUCUGGGAAACACUUAACUGUACUUAAAGUGUUAAAUGGUAGCUCUCAGGAGGAAGUGUGUGUACAUGAUGUCCGAAUCCUGCCCAACUUCAAUGCCUCUUAUUUACCCAUGAUGCCUGAUGGCUCCGUGCUGCUGGUCGACAAUGUGUGCCAUCAGUCAGGUGAGGUUGCCAUGGCGUCCUUCUACCGGAUGGACAGUGAGUCUAGUCACCUUCCCAGCAUGCUCAGCGCACUGGAGCAGCAGAACUUUCUGUUUCAACUGCAGCUUAGCGACCAGGCCCAAGAUGAUUCUAAUGAGGGUCUUGAGGUGCCUCUGAUAGCAGUCCUCCAGUGGUCCACUCCUAAGCUGCCAUUCACCAGCUCUAUCUACACACACUACAGUGUGCCUAGCAUCAGACUGGACCGGCCUCACUUCAUCAUGACCGCGAGCUGCCCCAGUGCUGUAAGGGCUCAUGAGCACUUCAGAGUGCGCUACACGCUCCUCAACAACCUGCAGGACUUCCUGGCUGUACGGCUCGUCUGGACACCAGAGGGCCGUGGACAGAAGGAAGACCCGGCAGUAAAUGCAGUAGUAUGUCAUUCUCCUCUAAGUAACCUUGGUUACUGUCGCAAAGGCAGCACUCUCUCUGUGUCUGUGGCUUUCCAGAUCCUCAAAGCUGGCCUCUUUGAGCUGAGUCAGCACAUGAAACUAAAGCUGCAGUUUACAGCAUCAGUGUCAAACCCUCCCCCUGAAGCUCGUCCUCUCUCGCGUAAGAACAGUCCGUCCAGUCCUGCUGUUCGAGACAUACUUGACCGACACCAGGCCAGCUUAAGUCUGGGCCGCUCACAAUCCUUCUCCCAUCAGCAGCCCUCCAAAUCCCACCUCACCAGGACAGGCAGUGUUAUGGAACGACGUGCAAUCACUCCUCCUGUCGGCUCUCCUGUCGGUCGGCCACUCUACCUCCCCCCAGAGCGGAGCAUUUUAUCGCUUGACAAGAUCGCCAAACGCGAGUGCAAAGUACUGGUACUGGAGUCACACAGCUAACUGUAUACAUACACACACACACACUGGGAAUUAUAGGAGGUGUCACACUGGAAUUUUAAUUUUCAAUUCUUAGUUGUAGUGAGUUGUUAAUUAUCCAACUCAACCUGAUUUGUUCUUGAAAAUUGUAAUGUUGAAUGUUCACUGUAAUGUAGCAGACAAGGGGUCUUUUAGUUUUAGUAGUGUUCAAGUGUGGGGUGGGUUUUUAUUUGUUUCUACACCUUCAUUGUUUACAUGCACAGCAUUAAGGCUCCCCAUCUCCUUUCAGAUCAGGCACAAAGUAUGCUAUUGAUUUCAUUCUGUUUGACUGAUUUCUCAAAGGCAGGUAAAAUGAGAUCUCGGAAACAAAUAUAUGGAGUAGUCUAGUCACUUUAAGGCCUUGUUUUAAAUAUGUCACUCGUAUUAAUUCAGUGUACUAGUGUCUGAGGAAACUAAUGGGGUCAAGAAAUUGGAACUGAGUGGAAGUCAACCUGCCUGAAUGUUUGUUUAUGACAUUUGUAAUUCAGUCUUUUCUGACAGUUCUGUAUUACAUUAUGCUGUUCCACUGACCGCCACCAGUGGAUACAUUUAUUUUUUCUUUUUGUAAAAUUAUUACUGAAUGUAUUUAUUUAUUUUUGUGGUCUUGCCAGUCUUGAUACCUACAUCCAUUCCUUUGCGCCAGCGAAAUUCUUUGCAUUUCUUUAUUUCUAUAUUUUUAAACUUUGAGCCUUUAAAUGGAUUUUUUUUUAUAAUGAUACCUGAUAUAAGCUGCUAUUAUGUAUCAUAGUACAUUUCAAUCUUAAGUGUUGUUUUUGCGAAAUUGAAAUGCAAACUACUUCCGCAGAGCAGCAUCAGUUUUUGGCUCUAUGAACACGAUGGUUAAAAACUGCUGUGAAUAGCCAAAUCAAAAUAUUAUGCAAUCUUUGGACGGAAAGUAAAGUGCUCUAGUGUAGCUUAGUCUUAGAUAUUACCAACAUUCACAUAUAUAACAGUUUUCUUCUCUAAUACAUGGAAUAUGGAAUGUUUCCUUGAUCUCAGCCAUUUCCAGCUUGAGGUUUUCCCCAUUUUUCAUAGUACUCACACACACACACUGAUCCCCACAGGUACGUUGAUGAACCAUUUUAUGUUCCUCCUGGUGGGCUUCAUGUUGUCUGAUGUUGUUCUGACUCAUUUCUAUUAUUAAUAUCAGUAAGUCCCAUGUUGCAGUUCUGAGCUCUAAGGCACUUCUGAGGCUACCAGCACCAUGUUAUUGAUUUGUGUGUAUUGAUUUUCUACCAGUCUUUAGGGGGCAGAUUCUGACAUGCCUCCCAGCUGUAUUGAUGAUUGGCAUCAAACCCCCUGUCGGAUUUCACGUAACAAUCAUUCCAUGACUGAUCGGAUUUGACCCCUUGAAGAAUGAGUUGGCGUGAAUUUACAUUCAGUGAUGACCUGUUCACAAUCAGCCAAGUUUGUCUGUAUUUCAUAACACAAUUUUAGCUAGACAGCCAAUCGCUUAAAAGCUCUCUCUUUUGCAGUUCAGUGUGGUCCAAUAUGUACAAAUAUGAUCAACAUGACAGGCCUGAUUUACUGUUAAGAGGCAUGGAAAUGUGAUUAUAAUGCCAUUGCUUCAGUAGGAAGACUUUCUCUUUAUUUCAAUGGUUAACAAAUCUACAUAUUAUAGUCCAACUAUUUCAGACUUGGCAGACUUGAAGUUGGUACGACUACAAAGACAUGAGAAACAUCAUUUUAUUUUAUUAUUUUUAUUAUUUGUGUAUU
Hemibagrus wyckioides is the source of this 3728-nucleotide messenger RNA. RefSeq names its product trafficking protein particle complex subunit 14 (gene trappc14). The record is from RefSeq and is a predicted model, not a curated record. Gene Ontology annotation, molecular function: alpha-tubulin binding. Lineage: Eukaryota; Metazoa; Chordata; Actinopteri; Siluriformes; Bagridae. Gene Ontology annotation, cellular component: TRAPPII protein complex. Bases 243 to 1997 code for a protein of 584 amino acids. Gene Ontology annotation, biological process: cilium assembly. The transcript has 10 exons.